UGUGUGUUUACUAUCCGAAAAAUGUUUCGUUCUUCAUCAACAAUAUUAUUAUUGACCAUUUUUUUGGUUACAAAUAUCAUUUUGAUAUCAUGUAUACCAUGGAAAUCAGAACAACAUAAAGGAACUGAAUCAAAACAUCAACAUUUAUUAAAUCAAACACAUGAAUAUGGUCAACAAAUUCAUGGUAUUUUUCUUGGUGAUUCUAUUACUGAAGGAUGGUUAAAUAAUGGUAAAAAUGUUUGGAAACAAUAUUAUUCCAAUCGUCAUGUAUUUAAUUAUGGUAUUGGUGGUGAUCGUACUGAACAUGUUUUAUGGCGUAUUGAAAAUGGUGAAUUGGAUGGUUUGAAUCCGAAAUUAAUUGUAUUUGAAAUCGGUUAUUGGAAUAUUGUAAUGGGUGAUAGUUCGGUUGAUAUUGCUGAAGCAAUACGAAUAAUAUUGGAAAAAUUAUUGAAAAAAUUUCCAAAUACAAAAAUAUUAUUGAUAAGUGUUCUUCCAUGGGAUCAUAAAGAAGAUCAUAUGCAAAAAAUUGAUGAAAUUAAUAGUAUUAUUAAAAAUAAUUCGGAUGAUUCAAAAAUAUUUUAUCUUGAUUUAGCAAAAUAUUUUCGUAAUGAAUCUGGUCAAUUGAUUGAUGAAUAUUAUAAUGAAAAAACAAUGAUAUUAAGUAAAAAAGGAUAUCAAAUAUGGCAUAAAAUUAUGAAACCAAUGUUUGAAAAAUUAUUACAAUGA
Molecule: messenger RNA, 726 nt
Organism: Dermatophagoides pteronyssinus (European house dust mite)
Lineage: Eukaryota; Metazoa; Arthropoda; Arachnida; Sarcoptiformes; Pyroglyphidae
Product: platelet-activating factor acetylhydrolase IB subunit beta homolog
Source: RefSeq, a predicted model, not a curated record